Molecule: messenger RNA, 1002 nt
Organism: Marasmius oreades (fairy-ring Marasmius)
Lineage: Eukaryota; Fungi; Basidiomycota; Agaricomycetes; Agaricales; Marasmiaceae
Exons: 7
Coding region: 1-1002 (333 amino acids)
Molecular function (GO): hydrolase activity
Source: RefSeq, a predicted model, not a curated record
AUGGCUGAACACGCUCACCUCUCAAAAAUCGACGACGAAUUCGCUACAGCGUUCGCAAAGGUACCCCCUCCUCCACCUGGGCCACCCACCGUUGAGGGUACCCGAACUAUUUACACGAACGUCUUGGUACCAGCAGCGAAGGGAUUAGUAUCUUUGCCAGCCGAAUCAGAAUACCAAGUGAAAGAUCAUCACAUCGACGUUGGUAAUGGAGUCAAAGUCGUAGCUAGGAGCAUUGUACCCACAGCCAAAGAGGGAGAAGAUGGCACGUUCCCGUUACUUUUCUGGUGCCAUGGGGGAGGGUGGACGAUGGGGGAUCUUAAUUGGGAUGAUUACAGAUUAAGACGAGCUGCUGUGGAUACUCGUAUCGCUGUCGUGAAUUGUGAAUAUAGAUUGGCACCUGAAAACCCCUUCCCUGCUGCAGUCAAUGACUGCUUUGCCGCUCUCAAACAUGUCGCUACAAACCCGGAAUCAUUCUCAGGUUCUCUUUCCAAAGGUUUCCAUGUUGGCGGCCAAUCCGCCGGCGGAAACCUUGCAGCUGUCAUGGCCAUCCUCGCUCGAGAUGAUCCCGUUUUCAAAGACAGACCACUGACCGGUCAACUGCUCCUGAUCCCUGUUACUAUUCACCCAGACGCGUACCCAGAGAAAUACAAAUCUUCUUUAUUGUCGAUGGAGCAAAACAAAGAUGCACCUAUCCUGACGGCAGAGUUGAUGAGGAAAUACUGGGCCUGGUAUGCGGCUCCCCCUACAGACCCGAGAGCGUCUCCUCUGUUAUUGCCCUCCCACAAAGGUCUACCUCCAGCCUUUUUGAUGGUCUGUGGUCUGGAUCCUCUCCGUGAUGAAGGUUUGUUAUACGGGAAGGUUUUGAGCGCUGCAGGAGUCAAGACAAAGGUCGAAGUGUACUCUGGCGUCCCUCAUGGUUUUGAACUGGUUGACUGCACGAUUGGGAAAGCGCGUAAAUACGAAGCAGAUCUAGGUGCAGCGAUCAGAUGGCUCCUUGCUUGA